AAGAGUAAAGUCUUAAAAGCAGAGAUUCAAAAAGAAAUAUAUUGGAACACUGUACAGCCUUCAGACAAACGUCCAAUACUAGUCAUGUCUGUGAAUAUUGUGUACCACGCAUCUAAAGGUCAUCUCUUUAACGUGAGAAGAUUAUUAGAACAUGGCAUCCUUCCAGAUGCAACCGCUGCCAAUGGUGAGACGGCUCUGUUCCAUGCAGCUCUUGGAGGACACUUAGAUGUUGUUACAACCCUUCUUAAAUAUGGGGCAGAUCCAAAUAGAUGCUCUGUCAACGGACUUUCUCCAGUUAACGCGGCUYGUAUCAAAGACAACAUUCAUUCACUAGGUGCACUGCUUUUUCAUGGAGGCCGUCUCGAGCAUCCGUCAUUCAGCGAAUCAGCCGUGGUAACUGCGCACAGAUAUCGUAGCAGACGAGUAAAGCUUUACAUCAGGAAGAUAAAGGAACAUGCGCUGCUCAAUUUUACUGGUGAUGCCAUGGACGUUGUUGACGAGAUCAAGAAUCUUCACACUUUGAAAAAAGAAGAUACAGACGAGGAAAAAAGCAUCACUUAUGACUUCCAACCAGGUAGUUGUUCAUCCGUACCAUUGAUCGACGCCGACCAACUCACCACGCUACACGAAGAAGUCAGGUUCUCUUUCAUUGCUCCUUGUGGGACUUUUAGAAAUGCUUGCUGGAACAGAAUAGCUGUAACAGUCAAGACUUCAAAUCGUAAGAAAGAUAUGCAAAAAGACUUGGAAGUUCUAUGUAAUUUACGUCAUCCCCGCGUUGCUAUGAUACUGGCUGGCGUCAGCUCACCAAAUACCGAUUUAACCAGUUUGGUUUUCGAUUACUUCAAGUUGGGCAACUUACAUCAUGUACUGUAUGUGUCGCGGAAUUUAGAACUGAGCUUGAUCCAGAGGAUAACUAUAUUGUUUGAUAUAUCAAAAGCCAUGGAAUACGUCCACAAGAAGAGGAUUCUACAUUGCUAUAUCAAUCCGUACAGCGUUUUAGUUGAUGGAGAUCUUAGGGCUAAAAUUGGAAAUUUCGAACAUGCACAGAACAUCGAUGACGAUACUUCAGAAGGUACAUCUAUCAAUCAUAUCGGUGAGCAACACCCAUGGAUGGCCCCUGGUCAAUUGAAUGGCGAGCCAUCUAACAAGAGCAGUGAUAUAUACAGGUAG
This is a messenger RNA of Actinia tenebrosa (Australian red waratah sea anemone), 1170 nucleotides long. RefSeq lists its product as uncharacterized. The record is from RefSeq and is a predicted model, not a curated record. Gene Ontology annotation, molecular function: protein kinase activity; ATP binding; protein binding. NCBI's taxonomy places the organism in Eukaryota, Metazoa, Cnidaria, Anthozoa, Actiniaria, Actiniidae. Gene Ontology annotation, biological process: mitotic sister chromatid separation; mitotic spindle assembly checkpoint signaling; attachment of spindle microtubules to kinetochore.